This is a messenger RNA of Micromonas commoda, 1188 nucleotides long. RefSeq lists its product with no specific name. Bases 1 to 1188 code for a protein of 395 amino acids. NCBI's taxonomy places the organism in Eukaryota, Viridiplantae, Chlorophyta, Mamiellophyceae, Mamiellales, Mamiellaceae. The transcript has a single exon. The record is from RefSeq and is a predicted model, not a curated record.
AUGGAGAUGGAGGUGCUGACGGGGCGAGAGGUGCGCUCGCACCGCAUCGUUCGCUCGCAUCGCAUCGCACACCGCCCCGCCACGACGUGCGCAUCGUUUCCCGGCGCGCCCAUCCCGGCGUCGCACUCCCGAACGUCGUCGGGGUCCGCGCGGCGCGCCAUCUCAACCCGCGCGACCUCCCCUGCACCCUGCCGCGUCUGCUCAUGGCGUGGUGGUGGGGCGCGCCGCCUCCGUCUCUUUUUUCACAUUCCAGCGCCCACGUCCCUCAACGCAGGCCCCGUCAACGCGCCACCGUCCCAACGACCACGCUCCACGCAGCCAGAACCAUUGUGGGGCAACGGAAGACGCAGGCACGUGACGGGGAAAAGUGUUCUUUGCAGGUUGCGCGACCACGGCUCGUGGAUGCGCGGGACGGUGCUCGAGUACGAUCACGCGUCAGAAUCGUACCGCAUCCGCGGGGACUUCGACGGGGCGCCGCGGGACGUGCCCGCGGAGGAUGUCGCGCCGAUCGCCUCUGAUCCAGAUGUUCAGUCGGUCACGCCGGACUUCGGAAUGUUCACGGCGCCGGCGCCUCCGAACCUCGGUGAACACCGCGGACGGGAUGCCGCCGCCGCGAUCCUCGGUGGCGAGGCUUCGCCGCAUCCUCGCGGCGCUCAGGGGGGCGGCCAGUCGCCUGCCCAGUUGGUGCGUGAAACGCCUCCAGCGAUGGCUUCGCGACCGAAGAGCCCGGCAGGGCGCACGGGCGACACCGAAGUGCUUGAAGUCUCAGACGACUCCGGCGACGAUGGCGAUGCCGAGAAUCUUCGCCGCGGCGACGUUUUCGACGAGGACGGCGACGACUUCGACGAGGACGGCGACGACUUCGACGAGGGCAUCAUCGGCACCGACUCGGAGGGCGAGAGCGACGAGGAACCGAACGGUGACGCCCCCGUUGUCGACCUCACCGGGGACUCUGAUGACAGUCUCAGCAACAGCGACAGUCUGAGCGACGUCGACGGUGUUGCCGGGGGGGGUCCCAACGACGACAUGGACGCCUUCAGCUCAGGGUCGGAAGUAGAGAUUGUCGACGAGGUGCACGUCGUUCCUGACGAGCACGAGAUCCCGCCGCCUGCGCAACAUGACGGCGGUGGACGCGGCGGCGGACGCGGCGGUGGGCGCGGCGGCGGACGCGUCGGUGGUAUGAUAUGA